CACAUGGAAAUAACUGCACUGUCAAAAAACGUAGCUCCAGUGGACAGUCCGUGUUCAAAAAGAAACCUAACAGCUUCUGUUUUAGUAAGUUCACGCCAAUGGCAGACACCGAACAUGAAGCCAUCAAAAACAUCGAACAGCAGAAGACCAACGUCGACACCAAGUCUAAAACGAAUUUCAAAGAGAACGAGGACAUCAUCACCAUCGACUUGGACGUCUUCUCAGACUCUGGCGAAGACAACAGCCCCACCAGCCAGACCCAGCAUCAUCCAGACGACAAUGUCCAGUGCCACAACUCUGAGACGGCCACAGCUGAGAGCCGUGAGUCAUCGGAUUUAAAAAUUACUAAAGUAUUUUCUUUAGCCAUGGAAAAUAAAGAAUCCCAGGCUAAAAGGAUGAAAACUGAAGUGUUAAAAUCUUCAAAAAAUGAUAAUACAAUUAAGCAAUCUUUUUCUGCUGCAUUCAAUCCAAAAAAUCUACCAGAAGACACCAAUGACAGCAGUGAGAAAAUAGCCCUACACAUCAUAGACCUGGACAACUAUGUUGAAGACAGCAAAGCCAUGAGCAAGUCAGAACCAGAGGACAAAGCCAGGCUGGACAAUUUCACUGACAUGGACAGCAACAACAAUGUUUUCGUCUCCCCCCUGUCGGUGACCUCACUUGAUAAGAAAGGUGAUUUCCUUUCGCAAAAACUUCUACAGAUAAAAGAAGAACAAAAUUUUGACUGCGGCCCUGAUUAUGACACUCAACCUGUAUCUGGUGAUAUCUCAUCAAGUGGUUUGAAAGCUCAGCAAACACUGUCAGCCUUGGAUGAGGUUUUUGGAAAUGACCACUAUGAAAACAUUGAGUUCAGCACAAUCUUUUCAUCACUGGACGAGUACCACCAGUCCUGUGAGGAUGCGGGUGUGUACUCGGCUGAUUCUCACGCCCACGACAGCUCAAACAUUGAGACCUACAGCUUUUCAAUCACAGACCUUGACAACCAAAACUUCAAACCUUUCGAGUCUGACAGCGGGAUGUUUGAUUCAAAUCAUUCCUUGCCCAUGCCAAACCAAAACCUGUAUGCAGUACAGAUAAACGACCAGCACCCUCAAAGUGGCAGACUUGCAGACUGCGAGGUAGGGGUAAAAUCUCAAGUAGUUAUGAAAACAGAAAAGGUUGAGACAUCUGGCUUAGAGAGCUGCACCUUCUCCAACAUCCAGCCCAGUCUGGCUGAGGACAGUUAUCAGUUUACCAAUGCCUGGCAGCCAACAGUACCAUCACAGAGUACCAUGCAGGUCUACCGGAAAACCCCACCCAUCACUGCAACACCAAACCCAACCACCUGUCACUACGCUGAUGGUUUCCCAGACACAGCAAACCGUGACGCAGUGUUCUACGACUGCUGCGCUUAUGACCACUGCGGGCAGUAUGCACAUCAUGACAAUUACUAUUUCCAGAAUGCCCCGGGCAUUAUGCCCAACACUUACUCAGACUGGAGCCAGGUGUCUCCCAGCACGAGCGUCCAUGACGCUGCCACUUCACAACUCCGGCAUGGUAUGGACGCCACCUUUUGGCCAGGUCCUUCCAACAGAAAUGACAUGGCAGCGCCAGAACUGGACCAGAUCUUGCAGAUUGAAACUAACGAGGAAGACGAGGAAACUGAUGAUGCUGACGAAUGCCUUGAAAUCUGUGAUUUCGAUGAUGAGGAAUUUUAUGACAGUCCUUUGAGAUUAUGUGCACAGAAGACACAGUCUUUAAAACCCGCGGCAGAUGCGGUGACGCAAGUCAGGACAAUGACUCUGGGGUACUUUUCAGAUGACAGCUCCCAAGCAACAACCUGCAGCCCAUCCACCCUAACCCCUCCUCCGUCAGCGUCCAGCACACCCAUUCCACAAGUUGUCCCUGAGGGUCAGAUGCUAGAGGACAUGAGAUUUUACAACCCGUGGCCUGUGUCUUUGAGUUACGUCAACCCCUCCAACAUUCCAUCCACCAGUGCCUUCCCACACUGCACACUAAGCAGCGAGUUGUUGGAGACAACUUUGCUCACCCACGGCCUGCAGCAGAGCAUGAGGCGGCCGUUUCCUUCAAUGGCAGAUGCUAUGCACAGCGGCCGCUUUUCCGGCAAGUCCAUGUUUAAUAAAAAGUGCAGCACCGAUAUCAAUCUAGUGCCGAGGCGCUGCGGCAGGCCGAGAAAGGUUCAGAUCCAGUCAGAUAAAAUAACAACCUCCACAUCCAAGAACCCGAGGAGCCGACAAAAAAUGAAAAACAGGUCUGAAGAAACCGGUCAUCAGGCGCUGGACCAAGACAGCGUGGAUGACGGAGAUGAAACCGGGUGCAGUGGGGAGGGUCAGCGUGUGAUCAGACACAACGAGCCACUGAACCAGCUGGCUAUAAAUAUCAUGUCCCAGUGGUUUGACGAGCACGUGCAGAAUCCCUACCCCAGCAAAGCAGAUAAGGAGGACAUGGCCAAGAGAGGAGGCAUCACAGAGAAUCAGGUGAAAUCUUGGUUUGCAAACAAGAGAAACCGCACCAACAAUACAAAACCAAAGGUCCAGAAGCGCGCCAUGGAGGAGAAGCUGAGAGAGCUCUUCAGGAAUCUAGAACACAAUCACCGCAACCCACAAGCUGAUAACACACGCAUUAUCCAGCAACUGUCCGGUAUCAUACAGACAUGUCAUUUGAAGAAGAUGGAAUAGGAGGGAAAAAUUCUAAAAAAUUUGAUUAUACAGUUGUUGUAUUUAAAAAAAUAAUCAAUUCGUUAAUUUAUUUACUUUCUCUCCCCUUACUUUCCAUUUUUUAAAUUAUCAGCAACUGAAAAAAAAACUAACCAAAUUACAAGUAAAUUUUUAAAUGUUCGGUUGCAGUGAUAUCCUUUUUUUUUUAACACCAGUAGAUUAUCUACAAAAUUUGUGAUAAAAGUUUGGUCAUGGUGCAAGCCUUUCCUUAGUUUAAAAACAAUCUAGUUAAAUAAUUUAUCAGCUCGCUAUAUCUUUUACAAAUGUCAAGAAGCCAAAUGCUAGUUUUAUGUAUCUUUUCUGUGAUAUAAAAUAAUUGGAACAUUUAAUUGUUUCUAGUUUUGCAAAGCUAAAUAUACAAAGAAAACAAUUAACUAAUCUCAGCUGAAAUUUUUCAAUAAUACAUUUUGCAUUCAUUUUUGUAAUGUCGGCAGUAUUACUGUUGCCUCGUACCUUAUUUUCACCAUCUCACUUUUUAAGCAUUUGUCCUAAUCUUGUUCACAUGGAUUAUUACUAGAAAUAUAAAGUUCAUUAAUUGCUUUUAUAAUUUGUCUACUAUUUAUGUUUUUACAAGGAAUAAUGAUUUUGACUGGAACUUGACUUCUUCACAAGUUUUUCCGUGUACAUUUAACAUUUUUGCUUUGCACUUAUUUCCUUAAGUGUUUGAGAGUAUUCAAACUAAAACUUUUAAUUUAUCUUAAGAGCCAAUCCUACUAAUAUGUAUCAAUGAUUGAAAUUACUACUGACAGUACUGUUGGAAACUUUUUCUUACAAAUUAAUUAAUUUGUAUUAAAAUAUUUUUUUUUUAAAGCAGUGCUACAAUCACAUAUUUGUAUUCAAGCGAUGAUGCGAUCAUGUAUUUCUGUUAUCAAGCAAUGUGAUGAAACGAGGUGGUGUACAGAUAUUUAGUUGUUAAAAACAUCUAAUUUACUUGAGCCAGUUUUUCUUUACUGGGCGAUGCUUUUAUUUCAUGUGUGUGUUUCUGUGUUACCAUCUUAAGGAAGAUGAUUGACUUGUUGAAAUGUAAUCCAUCAACUACAGAACAGGAACAUUUUGGUUGUUCCAUUUUCUUUUUUUUUUCCGUUGAUAAAAACUUUUUUUUUGUAAUCUUUACACUUUCUUUGUUUUUAAAAAAUUAAAGCAAAAAAAUGAAUUAAAAAUUUACAAUGAAUCAAUAUCUUAUUUUCCAAAUCAAUUGUUUCAAAUUUCACGAACGCAAUUCUAAACUGACUUAAAACUUACUUUGGUUUAAAUUUAACCAUAUAUUCUUGGAUAGUUAAUUACUGUAUUUUCAAAUAGAUUUUUGAUGUAAAAGAUCUGUGAAAAAAUCAAAUAUUAAAAUGUUUUUUUUAUUUAAAAGAAAUUAUUGAAGUGUGAAAGCUAUUUGAAUGAGAACUAACCUCAAAAACACUGUGUACAUUUCUACUACUAAUGAUCUGAUCUUUCUCAUCUAAUCAAAUAUUAAGAAAACCAAAAUGUAUAACCCUUUUUUAUUAAGCAAAAGUAAAUAUUUUUAUGCAAGGAUUUGUACAUUUUUCUCAGUUUUCUUCAACUGAGAUGUUUAUUUUUAGCACCUAGUGUUCCUGAUGUCGUAAUUUUCUGGCUUGUUGAUUCUGUGAUCCAAUAAUUUUAGUAACUGUUGCCAUAAUUGUCUUACACUUGUUACCUUAUAUUAAACCUUCUUGCACUAGUGACUUGCACUAGUGAUACAUUCCUGCAAUGUAUAAUUUCUCUUUACACUUGACUCUCAAACUCUAUUAACAUAAUUGUAUAAAAGUGUUUCAGUGUGAUUUUUUUUUUAUUACAUUAUUUAUUUUUAUGUGUAAAUUUUGUACUGCUGACAACUGAUUUCCAAGUGUCUGAUCAUUUUUUUUUUACAUGAGUGGUUGGGCUUGAAUGUAUUUUUUUUUUGUUUAUUUAUGCAGGCUGCAUCUACUUAUAACAGAUAAUUGAUUUUAUAAAUAAAAUGUUGAUUUAUGGGCAACAAAGAUCAA
Messenger RNA from Physella acuta, 4711 nucleotides. RefSeq lists its product as uncharacterized. Gene Ontology annotation, biological process: regulation of DNA-templated transcription. The record is from RefSeq and is a predicted model, not a curated record. Gene Ontology annotation, molecular function: DNA binding. NCBI's taxonomy places the organism in Eukaryota, Metazoa, Mollusca, Gastropoda, Physidae.